This is a messenger RNA of Xenopus tropicalis (tropical clawed frog), 7902 nucleotides long. It is a transcript of the gene atp7b, whose product is annotated as ATPase, Cu++ transporting, beta polypeptide. The transcript has 22 exons. Gene Ontology annotation, biological process: monoatomic cation transport. The record is from RefSeq and is a predicted model, not a curated record. The coding region runs from base 394 to 4797 and encodes 1467 amino acids. Gene Ontology annotation, cellular component: late endosome; trans-Golgi network; membrane. Lineage: Eukaryota; Metazoa; Chordata; Amphibia; Anura; Pipidae. Gene Ontology annotation, molecular function: P-type monovalent copper transporter activity; copper ion binding; metal ion binding.
UGCAGAAGUGCGCAGCGCGGCAUAAACAGCGUUCAUGUCAUAUAACCUGGCUGUAGCGUCUAGUAUGGGUUUCACGUUUAUCUGUAACUUCCAAAAUGAAAGUUUUAAUUAAAAGUUGUUAUUGGUGGAAGUGGAACACGUGGGUAAAUGCAUUCAAAUGCAAAUACAUGAGUAUUCCCUGAGUGACAGUGGUUGGGCGGGUUGCGCUUGUUUUAUUUCCCCAGCAACCUGGCGAGUAUCAUAAAGGUCACGUUGGCUGCUGCUGCUUCCUAUUGAUCAACCGGUUUGUGGGUCCAUAGUUCAACCCCAGAGUAAUGCACACAUAUUCUCUCACAUACAGUCCUGCUGUGCGGGGAGGCAGAGGGACACAGCCAAACACCUAGGGAAAGAAAGAUGUUUCCUAAAAGGAUUUUAGAUGAAGAGGAGGGAGUACAGUUGUUAAGCACAGAGAAUGAAAAAUGUUCAACCAAAAGAAGAUCCUCACCACAAUUUUGUGUGAACAAUACCUUUUCCGACUCUCCGGUAUCUGUCUGGAAAGAAGCAAAGAAACCUAGUUGUGCUUUUGAUAACAGGGGCUAUGAGGGAAGCCCAGACGACCUCUGCUCUUUGCCUGAUGAUGUUGGCUCAGUAGUGGUGGCAAUUCAAGGCAUGACUUGCCAGUCAUGUGUGCAGUCCAUCGAAGGAAGAAUAUCUAAAGUUUCAGGUGUAGUAGGCAUAAAUGUAUGCUUGGAACAGAAUAAUGCCAUUGUCAACUAUUUACAGACAGAGAUAACGCCACAUAAAAUUUGUGAAGAAAUUGAAGACAUGGGUUUUGAUGCAAGUUUAUCAGAACAGAGUGGGAUGCCGUCAUCUGUAAAAUCCUCAUACUAUGGUGACAAUGUAAUAAAAAUUAGGGUAGAAGGCAUGACGUGCCAGUCUUGUGUCAACACCAUAGAAGGCAAAAUAGGCAAAAUUCAGGGUGUGCAGAAAAUCAAAGUGUCGCUUACCGGUCAAGAAGCAGUCAUCACAUAUCAGUCACACAUUAUUCAAGCAGAAGACCUGAGGAAAUACAUAGAAGACAUGGGAUUUGAAGCUUCAAUUAAAAACAAACCAGAUCCAACAAAGCUUGGGACAAUUGACAUUGAACGCUUGCAGAACAGCAUUGCAGAAAACCAUUCAGGUCAUACAAACAGCAACACUGUGACUCUAGGGAUAGAUGGCAUGCGCUGUAAAUCCUGUGUGCACAACAUUGAAGGAUAUGUAUCUGGCCUUGCCGGUAUUCAGAGCAUCAGAGUCUCCCUCAAGAACAAAAAUGCUGUUGUGUGUCUUUCCCAAGGUUCUACCUCACUCUUAUCCCUAAAAGAAAGCAUAGAAAAUCUGCCUCCAGGGAAAUUUAAAGUAACACUUCCAGUGGGAGUAGAAAAGGGCCAAUCAUUAGCAAGGAACAGUACCCAUUCUUCUCAUAGAGACCAGAGUAUGGGUGGAAAUAUGGCAAUAAUCAGUAUUGGGGGGAUGACCUGUCAAUCUUGUGUAUCAUCAAUUGAAAACAUGAUCUCACAAAGAAAGGGUGUACUGCAUAUAUUGGUGUCUUUAGAUGAGGGGAAUGGGAACAUUUUCUACAAUCCAUGUGAAACAAACGCAGAGGAGUUACGAGCAGCCAUAGAAGAUAUGGGAUUUCACUCCACUCUUGUGUCUGAUAACUCACCUUCUAUCAGCUGUAGUGAGUAUAACUCCAAGGAAGAGGAAAACAAGCAAACCCCCCCAAAGGCUACAAGGCAAAUCAGUGGCAGUCGAGAUUACAUACUGGAUGUGCUGCCCAAGAAAUCUCACCCGGACUUUGCUAAUGAGAAAUAUGACACUGCUCCUGAGAAAUGUUUCUUGCAGAUCACAGGAAUGACGUGCGCAUCGUGUGUUUCUAACAUUGAGAGGAACCUGAAAAAGAAAGAUGGAAUUGUGUCCGUGCUUGUAGCACUGAUGUCUGGUAAGGCAGAGGUCAAGUUCUACCCAGACAGAAUUGAGCCACUGGAAAUAGCACAACUUGUUGAAGACCUGGGAUUUGGGGCAUCAGUAAUGGAAGAUUACACAGCCAGCGAUGGCAACGUGGAGUUAAUUAUUACAGGAAUGACAUGCGCUUCUUGUGUUCACAACAUUGAGUCCAGGCUAAUGAGAACCCCUGGCAUUUUGCAAGCAUCAGUCGCUCUAGCUACGUGCAAAGCCCAGGUCAAGUUUGAUCCAGAGAUUGUUGGUCCACGAGAUAUAAUUAGAAUUAUUGAGGGAAUUGGCUUUCAAGCAUCUUUGGCCAAAAGAGAUCCAACAGCUCAUAAACUUGACCACAAGGAGGAAAUAAAGCAGUGGAGAAAUUCCUUCCUUUUCAGUCUUCUAUUUGGGAUCCCUGUUAUAAUUCUCAUGAUUUACAUGUUGGCUGCUAACAAAGAUCAUCACAACACAAUGGUGCUUGACAGAAAUAUUGUUCCUGGUUUAUCAAUAAUAAAUCUUGUCUUCUUCAUUCUCUGUACCUUCGUUCAGACCCUUGGAGGCAGGUAUUUUUAUGUUCAAGCCUAUAAAUCUCUGAAGCACAAGGCAACUAAUAUGGAUGUGCUGAUUGUCCUGGCCACCACAAUUGCCUACAUUUACUCUGUGGUCAUUCUGACAGUGGCCAUGGUGGAGAAGGCCGACAAAAGCCCUGAGACUUUCUUUGAUACCCCUCCCAUGCUGUUCAUGUUUAUUGCCCUGGGAAGAUGGCUGGAGCAUAUUGCAAAGAGUAAAACCUCCGAAGCUCUCGCCAAGCUGAUAUCCUUACAAGCUACAGAGGCCGCAGUUGUUACAUUUGGUGCAAAUCAAAUAAUUCUAAGAGAGGAGCAGGUAGCUGUAGAAUUAGUUCAAAGAGGAGAUAUCGUCAAGGUUGUCCCUGGGGGUAAAUUCCCUGUUGAUGGAAAGGUUAUAGAAGGAACCUCAAUGGCAGAUGAAUCUCUCAUUACAGGUGAGCCGAUGCCCGUAAGGAAGAAGCCUGGCAGCAUGGUUAUUGCUGGUUCCAUCAACGCACAUGGCACAGUUCUUGUUGAAGCUACACAUGUUGGAUCUGAAACUACUUUGGCACAGAUUGUCAAACUUGUGGAGGAAGCUCAAAUGUCCAAGGCACCUAUCCAGCAGCUGGCAGAUAAAAUAAGUGGAUACUUUGUUCCCUUUAUCAUCAUUAUUUCUGUUGUGACUUUGGUGACUUGGAUAAUUAUUGGCUUUGUAAAUUUUGACAUCAUAAUUAAAUAUUUUCCGAGUUACAGUAAAAAUAUUUCUAAGACAGAGGUUAUAAUACGUGUGGCAUUUCAGACCUCCAUCACGGUGCUGAGCAUCGCCUGUCCCUGUGCUUUGGGCCUGGCAACACCCACAGCAGUAAUGGUUGGUACAGGAGUGGCAGCUCAGAAUGGCAUCCUUAUUAAAGGCGGUGAACCACUAGAGAUGGCUCACAAGAUAAAGGCAGUGAUGUUUGACAAGACCGGCACCAUAACACAUGGGGUACCUAAAGUCAUGCGAGUGCUGCUGCUAGGCGACGUGGUGAAGAUGCCUCUGAAAAGGAUGCUUGCUGUGGUGGGGACGGCGGAAGCCAGCAGCGAACAUCCUCUGGGAAUGGCAGUCACAAAAUACUGCAAGGAGGAACUUGGUACAGAAUUGUUAGGAUAUUGUACAGAUUUCCAGGCUGUCCCUGGAUGUGGCAUCAGCUGUAAAGUGAAUAAUAUAGAGAGUGUUCUAGUGCAGAAUGAAGAAGGACUAAAUGAACAGAAUUCUUACAGAAAUUCUCUCAUCGGAACCACAGACAGCUCUUUGAUUAUCACUCCUGAAUUAUUAGGUGCCCAAGCCCCACUAGCCCACACUGUUUUAAUUGGCAAUCGAGAAUGGAUGAGACGCAAUGGGCUACACAUCUCUACUGAUGUUGAUGAGGCCAUGUCCAGCCAUGAGAUGAAAGGACAAACAGCAGUACUAGUGGCAAUAGAUGGUGAGCUGUGCGGGAUGAUUGCCAUUGCAGACACAGUGAAACAGGAGGCAGCUCUCGCUGUACAUACCCUGAAAAGUAUGGGAAUAGACGUGGUUCUAAUUACAGGCGACAACAGAAAAACAGCGAAAGCUAUCGCUACCCAGGUUGGCAUCAAAAAAGUUUUUGCAGAAGUUCUUCCCUCCCAUAAAGUUGCCAAGGUUCAAGCUCUCCAGAGUGAUAACAAGAGGGUGGCCAUGGUAGGAGAUGGAGUGAAUGACUCGCCCGCGCUUGCCAGAGCUGAUGUCGGCAUUGCUAUUGGCACUGGGACGGAUGUGGCCAUUGAAGCUGCUGAUAUAGUUCUUAUCAGGAAUGAUUUAUUAGAUGUGGUUGCCAGUAUCCACCUCUCAAAGAGGACAGUGAGACGAAUACGACUCAACUUUGUAUUUGCUUUGAUAUAUAAUCUUCUUGGCAUACCUAUUGCUGCAGGUGUGUUCAUGCCAGCGGGACUUGUGUUACAACCUUGGAUGGGCUCCGCUGCAAUGGCAGCUUCCUCUGUCUCUGUGGUUCUGUCCUCAUUGCAGUUAAAAUGCUACCGGAAACCAGACUCUGACAGGUACGAAGCUCGUGCACAGGGACACAUGAAGCCACUCACCCCAUCACAGAUUAGUGUUCACAUUGGGAUGGAUGACCGGUGGAGGGAUCUGCCAAAGACAAAAGCCUGGGAUCAGAUCAGCUACAUCAGCCAAGUGUCCAGAGCAUCUCAGAAGCCGAAACGGCACGGCUCUCUUGUAGAGCAACAAGACAAGUGGUCGCUACUUAUCAAUGAAACACAUGAGGACCAGAUGAUCUAAAUCCCUGUGUAAAGGGAAGUGGCAUCAUAUUAUGAAACUGAUCACUCUGAAUCUGCCUUGUGUGCCAUCUGGGGUUGGAUUACCCUUGCUUUCUGUCUAGUAGUGAAUAGGGAACAGUUGUGUAUUUUUCAUUCUAUUUACACUGUAGUGGCUUUAAAGGAAGCUUUUUAAAAGCAUAUAAUAGUGGGUAAGGAACAGACAAGGGACAGUGAGGUUGAAAAGCAGUAGGGCAGCAAAUUGAUGAAACAAGGGACGGCAAAGGGACGGAGGCAAAUAGGGACCAUAGGGGUAAUAGUGACAUCACACAGUGCUGAAAUUAUGUCAUUCUGCUAGCAAUAGGAGUUAGUAAAUAAUUUCAUAGGAUAUAUAAAUUAUGGGAUAGAAAGGUAGUAGCUAUAUUGUUUCUUUAACAUUUAUGUUGUUUACAUUUAAACUUGAUCAGUCAGGGACUCACACAGGAUGCUGGGAGUGAUUGUUUAUAAACACAAUAAGAGACAGUGUGUGGCUAUCCCUGCUCUGUGGAGCUGCCAGGUUGCCUUACAAUUUUGGUAUGUAUGUGCCUUAUGUGCACAAAGAAAAUGAGUGAGAGAGGUUACAUGAGCAUCCACUGAUAGACAGAAGGGCUCAGGUGCAAGUCACCAUGUUUUGUUACCCACAAUGCAGAGUUUUCCCCCAUUCCAGUGUCAUUCAGGUGAAAGUAUAAAGGGACAAUCACUGGGGUUCUUCACUUGCUUUCCUACUACAACCCUCAGCACCCGAGCAGUUGAUUUGGAAGCAUUGAUUGACAAAGCCUGCCACUGUCUGGCAUAAAAAAUAUAAUUCUUGUAACUAUUUUAAUACAAACAGGAGUAUAGGUACAACAGUAGUAUAGGUAAGUCAAAACCAAAGCUGAUUAAUGGUGCAUGCUGGGAGAUGUAGUAUAGUAGCUAAUCAAAAUGAUGGUGGGUGGGGUUGAAUGUAUGCUCAAUGUACUAUGAAUAUCCUGUUACUGAAAAUACAUUAGGGGCUUAACUAUAUCAACCCAUGUUAACCAAUCAGACUCAUGCAAGCAAUAGGCUAAUUUUACAUUUAGCUAAUUAAGCAUGAGUAUAAGGCUCUAGUACCACGUGUAUUCUGUCCAGUCCUCCUUACAGGGCUAGCCUUGUUUGAUGUUCUAUUGUUAAAACGGGGGCAUCAUGCGGCCCAAAACACACAUAUUCAUUUCCCCCAUGAAAGUAUCAAUAUCCCGCACCCUGUGUGAUUUGUAGUGAGCACAAACCUUUAGGAAUUCACCAAAGGAACAAGUGAUAAGAGCUCUACCUUGCUGUAAGCCGAGGAUCUUCACUCAGUCCCACCAAAUAUUGUUAGAUGCCAAUACAUUAUGUAAAUGCAAAGGGAAUAAGGCUAUCCUUCAUGUUACUUGCACUGUCUUUAACUAAAUAAUGAUAGUGUACCUCUAAUGAACUUUUUCAGAUUGGAUCAUGUAAUUACUGAUAUUGUCUGGUUUGAAUCUAAUUAUAUUUAUUUUUCUAUUCAUUUCUUUGCAAGAAGAAUUUCUUCUUUAUUUUUUCAUUGUCUUCUAGAUAUAUUUUUGUGGAUGCAAGGCAGAGAUUAUUUUUAAUGUUUUGGAUUAUAUAUAUAUAUAUAUAUAUAUAUAUAUAUAUAAAUGGCUAUUUUAGGAAUAUAUGAAUUUAAACAUUUCUUGGGGGGAAAAAUCCAUUUUUAUGGUUUACAUAUUUUCCUUCAGCAGACUAUACAGUAUUAGGGGCCUAUUUAUUAUGCUGUGUAAAAUGAAAUUUGCCCAAAAAAAAGUGUAAAAAGCUGUGUAAAAUAAAUGGAGAAGUUCACCGUCUGAAUGGCAGAUUUUACGACAUUUUAUGUAAGUUCGCAUUAAAAAAUUACACCAAUUUUACAGCGUUUUUUGUGAGACGAAGCCUGGUGAUGAUACGCUGAUGCACCGUGCACUACAUAAUAAAUCUGCCCCUAAGUGUACAGUUUAUUGUUUGGGAAACAUUUUAUCUGCACAUAUUUGCAUUUAUAGAUGAGUGGAAGCUGAAGUGCUGUUUUCUUCAGCAUAGAUAUUCUCCCUAAAAUCAGUACAGUUAUGGGGCCUAAUUACAGAGAAAAAGGAAAUCAUGUUUAAAAAAUAGAAUUAUUUGGUUAAAAUGGACUCCAUAUGACGCCAUAUGGGAGAUGGCCUUCCUGUAAUUCAGAGCUUAAUGGAUAAUGGGUUUCUGGAUAGGAGGUCCCCACCAUACCUGAAUAGUAUCAGCUUCUUUUCUAUUGCCACAUGUACUGUGUUUUAUAGAAAUAGCUUUUCCAAGGCACAGAAUGUGUAUUUGUGUGCAAAGAGAUUGUAUGCUCUAGGCAUGGUGUGGCCUUAUCUUUAAUUAUCUUUAAGGGAAAGUAUAUAGAGGAUAAAUCAUACCCCAAAUACAGGUCCGUAUCUGUAUGCAUAUGUGUACAUUUUAUUGUUUAUACAUUUUAUAUUUAAAUGUUUAUGUGCUAAUAAAAAUGAGCAGUAUGGUAAUGCAGUGGUUAAUGUGGCUGCCUAUAAAAGCAGGGGUCCCAGGUUAAAAUCAAGUUAGGGCACUAUCUGCAAGGGAAUUGGAUGGUGUCCCUGUGCUUGCAUGGGUUUCAGAGGCCGCCCCCGUCCCACACCCCAACUCCCCCCUCCCCAGGAUCACACACAAUCACAUCCUUUUAGCUCACACACAGAGCACUGGGGACAGGACAUGCAGAAAUCUCCCUAGACCCCACUGCUCUGGAUGUGAGCAAAGUCUAGGUGCGGCUGGGCGGCUGGGCGGCAUUCUGCCCCUAAAUUUGUGCUGCCCUAGGCCCAGGCCUUUGUGGCAUUGCCACAAAUCUGGGCCUCUAAUUAUACAGGCAGGUUAAUUAUCUGUGUGUGUUAGGGACCUUAGACUGUAAGCUCCACUGGGGCUGGAACUGAUAUAAACAAUGUAGAAUUCUGAAAAGCAAUGUGAAAUAUGUUGGCACUUUAUAAAGAAUAAAUACAACUGGGUGUAUUUUGCCUUGUAAUUUCUGUUUUACUAUGUAGAGCUUUUUAUUAGCAGUAAUAUAUAUAUAUUUGUGUGUGUAUCAUUCAAAUAAAAACAGUUUUUUUUA